Messenger RNA from Haliotis rubra (blacklip abalone), 698 nucleotides. RefSeq names its product cytochrome c oxidase subunit 5A, mitochondrial-like. The transcript has 5 exons. The record is from RefSeq and is a predicted model, not a curated record. Gene Ontology annotation, cellular component: mitochondrial inner membrane. NCBI's taxonomy places the organism in Eukaryota, Metazoa, Mollusca, Gastropoda, Lepetellida, Haliotidae. The coding region runs from base 83 to 541 and encodes 152 amino acids. Gene Ontology annotation, biological process: mitochondrial electron transport, cytochrome c to oxygen.
AACGGAAGCAGCGAAAGGCAUUGUGGGGUUUCGGCCAUUUCCGAGCAGAAGGACAAGGAGGUCAUACACACACAGUCCAAACAUGUUCCGUGCCGUACAGAGAGCGAGUCGAUCAUUGCACUCUGUUGCUGUCCAAACUCUGAGGAAACCGGCAAUCGCUUCAGUUGGUGUGCGUCACUCACAUGGAGUACAGGAGAGUGAUGAGGAGUUCGAUGCUCGGUAUGAAUCGUACUUCAACAGAUCAGACAUUGAUGGUUGGGAAGUUCGCAAGGCCAUGAAUGAUUUACAGGGUUAUGACCUGAUCCCUGAGCCCAAGAUCAUUAUUGCAGCAUUGAAAGCUUGUCGCAGAAUAAAUGAUUAUGCCUUGGCUGUCAGGUAUUUGGAGGCUAUCCAGGACAAAUGUGGCAACAAAGUGAAGGAAAUCUGGCCAUACAUCAACCAACAGAUCGACCCCACCCUGAAGGAGCUUGGUAUCCUCACACCUGAAGAAAUGGGCUAUAACAAACCAGAACUGGCUCUGAAGGAUGUAUACGAUAUGUAGAUAUUUAGGGUGCAAGUAUGAUCCAGGUCUCUUUGUUAUGUUGAACAGAACUUGAAGAAAUUCCAUUGCAAGGAUACUAUUCAUCAACGGACAUGAUAGUGACUGUUUUGUGUGAAUGUAUGCUAUUUAAAAAAACAAUAAAAUCAUAUACUAGUUA